GGGCUUGAAUUCCGAUUCUAGUUGGUGACGUGCCGCUGUGCCGCUGUUGGGCAUCGAGCGGUAUCGUAAUCCGCUGGUUGGGGAGUUCCUGCGUUAAUCCUCUAUCUAUCGCAUCGCAUCUCGCAUACGUCUGUGUGCGUGCAUCGACACAUCCCUGAGCAUGGCCGACUCGUCCGCACCCACCGCACCGCCCGCCGGCGACACUCCCGCCGCGCCAGCGCCCGAGGAGCCGACGAAGAAGCGGUCGGCCAACCGGCUGAUUGUCGAGGAGGCGGUCAACGAUGACAACUCCGUGGUGGCACUCAACCCCACGCGCAUGGAAGGUCAGUCAGUGGCACGACAGACAGACGACUGGCUGGCUGGGAUGAAGGCAGACAGACGAACAGACAGACAGACUGACAGACAGGGAGAGGACGGCUGGCGUGUCUCUCGACUGAUCUGGGUGCAUGUCUGGGUUGUGAGGGUGCGUGGCGUUCGUCUGAGUGUGUGUCGAUGAUGUGUGUGUGUCGAUGAUGAUGAUGAUGAUGUGUGUGUGUGGUUGUGUGGUCAUUUAGAGUUGAAUCUGUUCCGCGGCGACACGGUGCUGAUCAAGGGCAAGAAGCGCCAUGACACGGUGUGCAUAGUGCUGGCCGACACGGACCUGGAGGAGGGCAAGAUCCGCAUGAACAAGGUCGUUCGCAAGAACCUCAGGGUGCGCCUCGGAGAUAUCGUCUCCAUCAACGCCUGUGGCGACGUCGCAUACGGCAAGGUAGGUAAGGUGCCGAAGGUGCCCCCGCCAGCCCGUCCACACCGACAGACGACACGACACGACACACAUGGCACUUUCUCCUCGUCUGUGUGGUGUGUUGUGUUGGCUACAUCAAUCAGCGCGUGCACGUGUUGCCUCUGGACGACACGAUCGAGGGCAUCACUGGUAACCUGUUUGAGACGUACCUGAAGCCGUACUUCACCGAGGCCUACCGACCCGUCCGCAAGGGAGACCUCUUCCUCGUACGCGGAGGAUUCAGACCCGUAGAGUUCAAGGUCAGUCUGUCAGUCUGUCACCACCACAAACAGAUUCACGACAUGUGGUGCGCACUCUUGUGUGUGUGUAUGUGUUGGUGUGAUGUGUAGGUAGUGGGUGUGGACCCUGGCGACUUCUGCAUCGUGGCGCCGGACACCGUCAUUCACUGCGAGGUGAGCCAAGGGGUGGGGACGGACUCCACACCACACCACACCACACACGUGUGCAAAUCUUUUUGUGUGUUAGGGCGAGCCGAUCAAGCGUGAGGAGGAGGAGCGUCUCGACGACGUGGGUUACGACGAUAUUGGCGGCUGCCGCAAACAAAUGGCCCAAAUCAGAGAAAUGAUCGAGCUGCCGCUGGUACGUACGUCGCACACACACAUGAAGGGUUGCUCGUAAGACGGACUCACCAUACCCUCUCUCUCUCUCUGUGUGUGUGUGCCUGUGUGUGCAGCGUCACCCCACGUUGUUCAAGACACUCGGUGUGAAGCCGCCCCGCGGUGUGCUGCUGUACGGUCCCCCAGGUAACACACACACACACACACACACCGACGCAACCACCCCACCUCUCCCCUACCGUCCGUCGUGUGUGUGUGUGUGUGUUAGGUUCUGGCAAGACGUUGAUAGCUCGAGCGGUAGCCAACGAGACGGGUGCCUUUUUCUUCCUCAUCAACGGCCCCGAGGUCAUGAGCAAGAUGGCGGGCGAGGCCGAGGCCAACCUGCGGCGGGCCUUCGAGGAGGCCGAGAAGAACAGCCCAGCAAUCAUCUUCAUCGACGAGAUCGACUCCAUCGCACCCAAACGAGACAAAACCAACGGAGAGGUGAGUUGACGAAGGUGUGCAAGGUGUGUGGGGGCAUCUCGUAUCAUCUAUCUCUCUUUGUGGGGUGUGGGGUGUGUAGGUUGAGCGUCGUGUGGUGUCGCAGUUGCUGACCCUCAUGGAUGGACUCAAGGGCCGCGGCCAGGUGGUCGUCAUCGGUAUGAUCCCCUCCCCCCUCAGCAGGGCACCAACACACAGCCAUUGUGUAUCCACAGCUCCAUCCCUCUCUCCGUUGUGUGUCUGUCACUCACUCGUCAGCUGCGACCAACCGGCCGAACGUGAUAGACACCGCUCUGCGUCGGUUCGGUCGGUUCGACCGUGAGAUCGACAUCGGUGUGCCGGACGACAACGGCCGGCUGGAGAUCCUCCGCAUCCACACGCGCAACAUGAAGCUCCACGAGAAUGUCAAGCUCGAGGACAUCGCUGCCAACACACACGGCUUUGUCGUAAGUGUGAUGUGACCUGACCACCCAGAGAGAGAGACAGAGAGAGUUGCAUGCUUGCAGACAUGCCUUCCUUGUCUGUCUGUCUGUCUGUCUGUCUGUUGUCUGUCGCACGUGUGCUGUGCAGGGUGCGGACCUGGCCCAGCUGUGCACUGAGGCGGCAUUGCAGUGCAUCCGCGAAAAGAUGGACCUGAUCGAUCUCGAGGAGGAGACGAUCGACGCCGAGGUGCUGGACAGCAUGGCCGUGACGCAGGAGCACUUCAACAGCGCCAUGGGCACCUGCAACCCCUCUUCGCUGCGGGAGACGGUGGUGGAGGUGCCCAACGUUAAGUGGGACGACAUCGGCGGGCUCGAGGACGUCAAGAGGAACCUCCAGGAAAUGAUCCUAUACCCCAUCGACCACCCGGUGAGUGAGUUGCUGAAUCGAAUCCUCUGUGUGGGUGGGAAGGUGGGCAUCUCUCUCUGUGGGUGUCCAUGUGUGUGUGUGCAGGAUAAGUUUGAGAAGUUCGGCAUGUCUCCUUCCCGCGGUGUGCUGUUCUACGGACCCCCCGGAUGCGGUCAGUGAGGCGCGGCGCACGCACACUCUCACACACGCAGACCAGACCGAUCCAAGUAGACAGACAGACAGACAGAAAGGUGUGUGCGCAUGUCUCUCUUCAGGCAAGACGUUGCUGGCCAAGGCGGUGGCGUCCGAGUGUUCGGCCAACUUCGUCAGCAUCAAGGGACCCGAACUCCUCACCAUGUGGUAAAGUACACAACCACACAUAUACACACGCGCACCCCCCCUCCCACACACCCCCGCCCCACACCCACCCACCCCUACACACCCGUCUGUGUGCAUCUCAUCUGUGUGCAGGUUCGGUGAGUCUGAGGCCAACGUGCGUGAGGUGUUCGACAAGGCCCGUGCCGCCGCCCCCUGUGUGCUCUUCUUCGACGAGCUCGACUCCAUCGGCACGUCGCGCGGCUCGUCCAUCGGCGACGCCGGCGGGGCGGGCGACAGGGUCAUGAACCAGCUGCUCACAGAGAUCGAUGGCGUGGGCGUCAAGAAGAACCUCUUCUUCAUCGGUACGCAUGGCAUUGCACCCAUGGAGGGAGGGAGGGAGGGAGAGGGAUUCGUGUGGAUAAGAUGCGGUUGUGUGGUUGUGCAGGUGCCACGAAUCGUCCGGAGCUGCUUGACGAGGCGCUGCUGCGCCCGGGGCGGCUGGACCAGCUCAUAUACAUCCCACUCCCCGACCUGCCCGCACGACUCGGCAUCCUCGAAGCCACACUCAGGUCGGUCGACCACACCACACGACAGACAUGCUUGCCUGGCUGUCCGUAUGUAUGUGUGUUGGUGUGUUGGUGUGUGGAUGUCAUUAAUUCCUUCGUCCUUUUUGUCCAGAAAGUCCCCCGUCGCCCGUGACGUCCCUCUGAAUUUCGUGGCCCAGAAGACGGAGGGCUUCAGCGGUGCCGAUCUCGCAGAGCUGUGCCAGCGGGCUGCAAAGGCCGCCAUCCGUGACGUACGGACGGACACGCACAGUCAAACACCUCUCCUCUACAGCCCACCCCUCCCUCACACAACACACGUGUGUGUGUGUUUGGUUUGGUGUGGUGUGUGCGCCUCAAUUAAUUCAGUCGAUUGCCGCCGACGAGUUGAAGAAGGGCGACGGGGAGGACGCGAUGGAGACGGACGACACGCUCGACGAGGCCGCGUCCACCAUCUCACGCAAGCAUUUCGAGGAGGCAUUCGGGGGCGCGCGGCGAUCCGUCUCGCAGACCGACCUCGCCAAGUGAGUCUGACUGAGGCGGACGAAUGGAUGGAGGAGCUGUCUGUCCAUCAUCCACUCAUGUGUGUGUGUGUUGGGUGCCUUGUGUUGUGCUGUGUUGUGUUGUGUGUGGUAGGUAUGACAACUUCCGGAUGAAGUUUGACCCAGUUUACAAGCAGUCCACCGCUGCGGGCGGGUGAGUGAGCUGAGCAGUGAGUGGGAAAUAAUAGAUGGGAUGUGGUGGCUGGUGGCUGCACUCAUUGUGUGUGGGGUGUGUGUGUGUGUCUGUGUGUCAUCAGCGACGGCGGUGUCAUCAUCGACUGGCCCGACGCAGAUCAGGCACAGGUAGGUACCUAGAUCCGCCCAUAAUAUGGUAGAUAUGACGCUCUCACCCAGACAGACAGACAGACAGACACACCACCAGGACGUUGCGUCGUCACACACAUGCUCUCUGCCCUGUCCUGCCGUGCCCUGCCCUGUGUGUGUGUGCCAUCAUCGUAUGUAUAUCAGUUCGGACAGCAGGCCGAAGAGGAGGAUCUCUACUCAUAGGUGGACCAACCGGCCGAGCGGACGAUUUAUUCCUGUCAUGAUACCACACACCGACCCCACCCACCCCUGCACGCCUCCCUCCAUCCUUACCUCUGCCCCUGCCUGUGCUGUCUGACUGCCUGACUGCCUGGCUGCCCACUGCAUGUCGGCCCUUGGCCUGAGUGAGUGACUGAGCGAAUGAGAGAGUGCCUCAAUUAAUGGCUGCGUGUACCAUGCUACCCGUGCCGCCGUCUCAUCCCUCUCCCUUCUCUCUCUCCCUCCCUCUGUGGCCGUUGUUUCUUUAUCAAAGAGGGCGGGGAAUGCAGUGAGGGAGAGGGCUGGCUGGUAGCUUAGCUGCUUUGUGGGCGCUUCACAGACGAACAGACAGACAGACAGACAGGCAGGUUGCAAUUGCGAAGAUCCCAUCCAUGGCUGAUGUCGAUGCGUUUUGAAUUCUCAAUCAGGACUGCUGCACAUGUGCGUGGCUGGCCCGCCCAAACCACCGAUACGAUACGAUCAGUGCAAGACUUUUUUCUCUCUGCCUGCCUGCCUGCCUCGCUCGUGCAUGAUGAAACUCAUGUGCCGUGUGUCCUCGUGUGUGUGUGUGAGCUGUUUGCUUGUUUGUGAACUCUCUGCGGGCUUGGCCCCGCCCCAUCCGGGUGAGUGAGUUGUGUUGACGUGAGAGACUCCCCCUGACUCGAUCGUUGUGUGUUCAUGACAUGAAUACAUACAUACAGGCCAUGCAGGGCGUAAUCCCUCUCCACCCACCCAAGGACCGACACACUCCACACCAGAGGCAAAAGAGACAGACCCUUCGGUCCGGCCAUCAAACCAUGCCUCAGUGACGCACGCUCACACAGCUUGGCCAAGAAUAAACAAACACGGAGACAUCGUUGUGUGGGUCGGUGGCCGGGGUGGUGUGUGGUGUGCAUAUCUGCAUCAGUGAAGGUGACCUGACAGACCGACAGGCUGACAGGCCGACAGGCAGGAAGAGACAUGGUAGACAGGCAGGGGUGGUGGAUGGUGUCGUGGUCAUGAUGAUGGUGUGUGGUUUGUGGUGUGUCAGUGUAGUGGCAGAAAAAUGCGCAUGCACGCGUCUGGGGCUAUCUACACGUGUGUGGGUGUGAGCGUGUGUUUACUAUGGAAGGAACUAGCUUCAGAACAGACCAUUUGUUGUGUUGACACUCCCUUCCCCCCUCCUCC
Messenger RNA from Vitrella brassicaformis, 5740 nucleotides. Lineage: Eukaryota; Vitrellaceae. The record is from the annotation of a GenBank genome assembly.